Molecule: messenger RNA, 3493 nt
Organism: Pararge aegeria (speckled wood butterfly)
Lineage: Eukaryota; Metazoa; Arthropoda; Insecta; Lepidoptera; Nymphalidae
Exons: 10
Coding region: 164-1876 (570 amino acids)
Biological process (GO): cell surface receptor protein tyrosine kinase signaling pathway; positive regulation of MAPK cascade
Cellular component (GO): cytoplasm
Source: RefSeq, a predicted model, not a curated record
CCCACCAUGCAACACUAGUGUUUGUUGUCUGUGAAAAUUUUGUAAACAUUAAACAAUUUUUUUACGAUUGUUUGAAUACAUGUGCACCUCGUGCAAAUAAAGGCUUAAUUUCAAAUUUUCAACAGCUAUUUAAACAUGAAUUAGGUAGAUUAAGCUAUAGAAAAUGUCUGGUUACUUGGAAGUGAAGUAUCCGUUUAAAUCGAACAUCGGAUUGAACCCUUUCAAGUCGUGGAAGAGACAAUGGUGUAUUCUGAGACCCGGGCCUAGCGCGGGCGGCGGGUCUUUGGCUGUUUACUGCAGCGAGGCAGGUGCUUCGGCGGGGAUUGUUGAACUUCGAUCGGGAUGUGUUGUCAAACGUGCAAAGUCGCGAACUAGGCCUCAUGCCUUCGCGGUGUUUUCCAUCGAAGAACCCUGCAAACCGAAAAUCCUGCUCGCGGCCCAAACGCUCCAAGAAGCCCAGCAGUGGAUGGAUAAGAUUCGAGAAUUAUUAAGUGGACAGAAGCUUUUAGGCACCGAAACAUUGCUUAAAGAUUCGUAUUCAGUGACGAUUAUACCUACGGAGCUGUCACAAAAAUGUGGCAUAUCCGGAGACAGCAACCUCACCCUGUCAUCCACCGGACUGACAGUGUCGCCCCUGCUGGCCAGCGCUGUCCUGAUUCGAUGGCGGAACGUCACUGAUGUCCUCCAGGAGAGGGAGAAUGGGGACAAAAAUAAAACUUGUAUACUCAGUGUUGAUAGCGGCUUCCACGGCGGCGGUGAGAUGAGGCUGGCCACGGCACUGAACAGUGAUCUCGCGGCGGCCAUCAAACUCGCCUUGAAGGAGAGCGUUCGCGGCGUACAGCGUAGUCGCAGCCAUCCCGAACUGAACACCAGCUGCGAUGUCACAGGCGAGUUGAGACGCAGCAGCUGGUACAGUGGACCCUCAGAAGUGUCAUUGGAUGACACAGAUCUCAUUAUGUCAAAGGAGUCCCAGCGCAUGCCGAGCGGACAACUGUCACGUUGUAGCGGCGGCCUGCUGCGAGCCUCGCUGACGUCACUGGAUGACAGCAUGUGCGACCGUCGCUCGCUCGUUUCCGUCUCGUCGGGCGUGUACGAGGAGAUCUCGGAGGAGCCUCGGCCGCGCGCGCUCGAGGAGCCCACGUACGAGUCCGUGGCAGACUGCAUCUACGCCACCAUGCGCCGCUCGGGCAAGCGACACCCGCCGCCGCCACUGCCACCCCGCCACCCCUACCACACAAUGAAGCUCGGCGAGUCGUGGAGCUGUCGUAUGGGUGGCGGCGCAGGCGACGCGGGUGUCACCCGCCACUCCUCCCUCGGCUCGCUGCAUCACAAGCCCGCGCGGCCCGCCAAGCCGUUUAGUGUGUUCAGAAAAAGACUGAAAAGCGACUCACGCAUCGCAACAUCACCGAACACCAACAAGAACAAAGACGUGGAGACAAAGAAGAAGAAGUUCGACUUCACCCCCACCCGGGACAUCUUCAAGAGCUUCAAAGUCAGCAGGAAAAUGAAGAAUCUCAAAAUCAACUCCGGCCUCUCGAAAGGCGAGACGAAAAGCUGCGAAUUCCUCGACGAGACACAACACGUGACGAGCAAUCGCUGCUCGAAAUCUGUUGAAUGUUUGGAAGGGAACGGGUACGACGAAUUCGACGGUAACAUAUCCUUAGAAGUCACAGAAGACCAGAAAGUGGAUUUCGUACCGCAAGAGCUGUUCCAACUAAUUCUGUGCCCGGACCUCAGCAAAGUGCGCUUAAAAGAUAACCAGUGCUUGCAGGAACCUUGCGAGUGCGAGAACGACUACCUGCCCAUGUCGCCCAUAGUACCGCCGCCCAUGGAACACCACUACAUGGUGAUGUCUCCGAGAACCCAUCUGGCCUGAACUUCUAGUCUUGGCAGCGUCAGGCCGUUUCCUUAUUUAUCGGUGCAGAGUUAUGCGGCUAUGGAAACAGAAUAGGUUCUAUCUACACAUAACUUUAUAAUAUUAAUCAUGGAAUUCCACAUUGAAACGCUGCUUCUGUAAAAUUAAAUGACUUAUCGUCUUAAAAUGGCGACUUAUCUAAAGUACAGAAAAUAUUUAAAAUGUAUUCAGCGAUCGAAAAAAUUAAUCGAAUUUAGUACCUAUUCGCUAUAGUGUGUGGUAGAUAUCACCGCCGCGCCGCGUCUCUUGCACUCGCUGUAGGGUGCUUCUUAAUACACCUAGUUUGUAUUUAUUUUUAUUAUUUAUUGAAUUUUUUUUCCAAACUCGCACUGGACUCGUAAACUGGGAAUAAAUAAUUUAGCCGUUAUACAAAAAAUUGGUUACCAGAAAGAAAUCGACGACUGACAUACAUACAGGGUUUUUUAGAAAGUAACCUAAAAAUAUAAAUUGACAACCCUAAGUACUUGACAUGACUUAUCGCAUUUACACUUGUGUGUGUGUGUAUAUGAACGUGUGUAAUGUGAUGAUAUUAUGGUUGUCAUUGCGUAAAGAUAUUGCCCUAAAAGUAAGUCAGGGAUAAGCUGUUAUGGUACACAAGUCAUUACUAUGAAUUUCUAAUUUACCUUUUGUAACCGUUUAUUGUAAUAAUAACAAUCUGUAAUGAUGGAAAUAAUGUACUACGUCAUUGAAAUCACGCGAUCUUUGCCAGACACACAAAAAUGUCCAUCUUAAACUUCGAACGAUCUUUUUAUGGGCAUACCAACGAAGCGUCGAUAAAUCAGGAGACGGUCUCGAACUGCACCCGGUUUGUGAUAUUUUGAUGGUUAGAUUAGAUCGAGUAGGUUAAUGCUAGCGGAAAUUGACUUGGCUGUCGUCAGAAAGGUGGUCUCUUUUAUAAAUAAACUUCCUUUGCCGGAAGUGAUUGGCUCAACUAACAACAUUUAGUUCAGUUGUUAAGUCCUUAUCACGUUAGAUUUUUUUUCGCUGCUAAAUGCUUACUGCUUCGUAAUAAGGUGGAGCCUGCGAUCCUGAAGACGAGGACCCCGAUGUACGACUUCUGACGUGAUCCAUCCGAUCUGUGGUCACGGGGGCGUUAGGACUUAAACCCCAGUCCAAAAACCCACUCACAAUUUUGAAUCUAAGCUCGGCUUAAUAUCCUGCACAGCUAGCAUUUUUAUCCCUUGGGAAUGUACAAAAUUGUAUCUCCUGCUACAGUUUUAUCAACUCUCAGCCUAUUUCGAACGUGUGGAAAUAAUUUCCAAAUAAUAAGCUUCUUUUAAUAGGCAUGAUGACAGUAACAAAGAAUCGCCAAAAUAUUGCGUUUAUCUAAUGAUAUGUGAUUAAUGUAUUAUGCAAAACGUAUUUAUAUUUAUAUCACUAAGCGAGAUUGGUAUUUAUUUCCAGUAAAUAAACCUGCAAAAUUUAGCGAUCUGCAAUGACAGGUGAAAAACUGAAUUCAAAAAUGUGACGUCACGUCUAUAUAAACAUAAUCUGGUACCGCUUUAGCUUCGAAAAUCUCUCAAGUAUGUUAUCAAUACCAAAAUCAAUAAUCUUUAGCUAUGGAAUAAGGACUUAUUA